Molecule: messenger RNA, 13240 nt
Organism: Coregonus sp. 'balchen'
Lineage: Eukaryota; Metazoa; Chordata; Actinopteri; Salmoniformes; Salmonidae
Source: the annotation of a GenBank genome assembly
AUGAAGUUGCCAGAUAAGCAGCAUCCUUCCUUGGAGAUUAGAGAUGGGUCGGACUUGCCAACCCCUUUCAGAAAUCCUUUCGUUCACGAGUUACGAUUCACCCCCUUGGAGAAAAUCAGGGUAAGCAACCGUUCAGCUUUUGACGACAUCGUAUUUUAUGAACAUUCAAAGUAUUUUUUAAAUGUUUUAUUUUGCCAGCUAGCUGGUCAGUUAACGGCACUCUGUGCUACAGUAGCUAGCAGCUAACUAGCAUGCUAGUUAGGUACUUGAUGUUCUCCGCCCACCAAGUGUUCUAUGCCUUUCAAGCGUGCCGCUGAACGUUAUGGUCGAAGCUGGUAUCUAGAAUGAUUGGUAUAUAUUGACCAUAAGUUACAUGUAGGGACUAAACUAAAAUCUAUACAUAUGGUGUCUUUUAUGGAGAUGUGAUUCUAUAAAGAAGAAGAGUUUUCAUUUGCAAAACAUCAGAGCCAACCUAUUGAUAAGAGCCAACCGCUCUGGAUAAGAGCGUCUGCUAAAUGAUGUAAUGUAAAUGUGAUCUUGAUUCUCAUCAUUUGCAUUUCAAACGUUUGCAGUGGAUUUCCAUGUCCAAUAGCAGUUAACUGUAAAACUGUCCUAAAUGACUGAACAGCCUUCACUGUUCAAGGGAGGCUUGCCUACUGUGGCUUUUGAAUAGAUCUGGGUCACACACACGUUCUUUCUCUUUCACACACACGGAGGGGAGGGGGGUGGGUGGGGGGGGGGUUGACAGGUCAUUGACAGGUCAUUGACAGGUCAUUGACAGGUCAUUGACAGUUUGGUGUAAACAAAAGGGGUUUGAGCCAGGGAAUGGAUAAUUGAGUCCCUGUGUUUACAUCAAAUGGUCCAUGUAUUGCCAGUGUUGCCUUUUGCCCACCUCUCUCAAUUCAAUUUCAAUUCAAUUUAAGGGCUUUAUUGGCAUGGGAAACAUGUUUACAUUGCCAAAGCAAGUGAAAUAGAUAAUAAACAAAAGUGAAAUAAACAAUAUAAAAUUAACAGUAAACAUUACACUCACAAAAGUUCCAAAAGAAUAAAGACAUUUCAAGUGUCAUUGUCGAUAUACAGUGUUGUAAUGAUGUGCAAAUUGUUAAUGUACAAAAGGGAAAAUAAAUAAACAUAAAUAUAGGUUGUAUUUACAAUGUUGUUUGUUAUUCACUGGUUGCCCUUUUCUUGUGGCAACAGGUCACAAAUCUUGCUGCUGUGAUUGCACACUAUGGUAUUUCACCCAAUAGAUAUGGGAGUUUAUCAAAAUUGGAUUUGUUUUUUAAUUAUUUGUGGGUCUGUGUAAUCUGAGGGAAAUAUGUGUCUCUAAUAUGGUCAUACAUUUGGCAGGAAGUUAGGAAGUGUACCAAUACUCAGCUAGCGUUCUUCCUGGAAGUGCAGGAAAUGUGGUUUGUCCCGUUCCUGUCUCCAUGGCCUCUCUGCUCUCACACAGCCCCAGGACCAGGGUGUGUCCCAGUCACUCUCAGCCAUAUACUGUACACUACAGCAACGCUCUCCAACCCUGUUCCUGGAGCGCUACCCUCCUGUAGGUUUUCACUCCAACCCCAGUUGUAACUAACCUGAUUCAGCUUAUCAAGCAGCUAAUUAUUAGAAUCAGGUGUGCUAGAUUAGGGUUGGAGUGAAAACCUACAGGACGGUUAAUCUCCAGGAACAGGGUUGGAGAGCCCUGCCCUACAGGGUCCAGGAAACUGGCCUCCGUUUUGGCACAGAACAUUUUGUGCCAGCAGUGGAAGAGGAACACGGCAAACAAGUUUACUCCUGCAGCAGGAGGCAUGCUUUACACACACACACACACACACACACACACACACACACACUGCACACAGAGACAAGGGGCAGAACGUGACUCGAUAAAGUAGCAGAACGUGACUUGAUAAAGGAGCACAAAGGACUGAGACUUUGGAACAGUAUUUAGCUUUUGAAUCUGGUGCUAAUUAUUUCAGUCUCUGGAUCUAGGCCAAGCCUUAUUAAAUGUGCGUUUCUAUUUUAUUCUAACAUGAGCACGUUGGCUUUUUAAAAUAGUAUUUCUUAGAAGACAGUCAGUGUAUUCAAUUGCAUUGUUAUCGUUUGUUGCAUGUUUCUGUCAAAGAUUACAUCUAAAUUAUCAUUAAACUCAGAUCAAAGUUAUAGUUAGGCUAGUUGGACAGAAAAAGGUGCUGGAGUAGACACAUACACACACUCUUGGGCCAAUCAGAGAUGUGAAGGUUGCUAGUUGAGUCAGUAAACUGUAACAGGUGUCUGUCUGAGUCUUGUUCUCACUAGCCUACUACCUGCUGUUACUGUGGAGUUGUCAGUGUGUUUUUCCAUUCUAUGUAGACACACACACUGGUUCAUUUAAGAACUGUCUCUCUCUCUGCCUGAACAUAAACACUACUUCCCUUCAUGCCGCUGACGACAGAGCCGUAUGACUGGGUGACGUGUGUGUGUGUGUGUGUGUGUCACACCAACACGUGUAAGCACAUUCCUCCCUCAGGCCUCUCUUGCUCUCUCCCAGAUGGCCUGUUUUUACAAAACAACAAAAACACCUCAAAUGAAUUAACGUCACAAUGAACCAACACACUGAACCAACAAAACAAAACAUCCCAAAUAAAGAUGUCACUCACUGACUGAACAGCUGAGGGGUCUGUAUUGUAGUAGCUGGUCUCUGUCUGUUUGCCAUUUAGCCUAAUGAUAAAGUAUUUGCAUUCUUUGAUGUGCCUGUUUGUGUGUGUUGACAUUAGUAAGGUUAGUUAGCCCUUGCAGAACUGAAGUCCUUCUGGUUUGCAUUUCUCCCUGGCUGCAAUGAUAAUUUAACUAAAUAAUAACAGCCGCUUCAGCUUGUGAACAGCUAAUAAGCACUUCAAGCUGUUGGUUCAUUAUACUGACAGACAGGAGGAGAGGGGGAUCUGGGGCUAUCCCUCACAGACCGGGAGGGAGAGGGGUGGAGGAAGAAGAGAAGGUAGCAUGGCAGAUACACAUUGACUUUCAGUCAUUGCGCUAAUGCUAGUUAGCAUUGGCUUGCGAAACUACCUCUAACUACCUUCAUACUGGACACAGAGACAUGAAAAUGGUAUCCACAAGUUCAUCUGACUCUGGGGAAGUAGAUAAAGGGCCUCAUUGCCAAAAUCCCGAUGUAUCACUUUAAUGCAGUGGGCUAAAUCAGGGUCACGCAGACGGUUUCUUGGUAGUCUUAAACAAAUCUACUUUGAAACAAAAGUGUACACCUCACACCCAUGGUUAUUGGCUUAAAAAACAUACACCUGUACCAUGUCAGAUAGAGUUGAAAUGUAUUCAAUUUUGAGUUUGCAUCCCAAUAUUACACUUUAUGUACAUCACAGAAGACUGAAAUACAUAACAAAACGUCUAGUGUGUUUAUUGAGCUGUACACUGAGUUUACUAUUCAGAGAUGCUUAUUGGGGUCAAUAUUCCCCUCCAGUGAGGCAUCUUUUCAACAUGUGGCCAAGAAAUUCAGCUGAUAUCUUAUCCCAAUCUCUUUAUAGACUUUUAUCCAUGAACACCCUGAAGAAGGCACAGUGAUGCUGAAACGUUGGCGUUUUACCCAAUAAAUUACUGGGAGUUUAUUUAUAUAGAGUGUGCGACUCUCUUUAUUUCAGAUUUUAUUUAUUUCACAUUCCCAGUGGGUCAGAAGUUUACAUAAUAAUAACAUACACUCAAUUAGUAUUUGGUAGCAUUGCCUUUAAAUUGUUUAACUUGGGUCAAACAUUUCGUGUAGCCUUCCACAAGCUUCCCACAAGAAGUUGGGUGAAUUUUGGCCCAUUCCUCCUGACAGAGCUGGUGUAACUGAGUCAGGUUUGUAGGCCUCCUUGCUCGCACACGCUUUUUCAGUUCUGCCCACAAGUUUUCUAUAGGAUUGAGGUCAGGGCUUUGUGAUGGCUACUCCAAUACCUUGACUUUGUUGUCCUUAAGCCAUUUUGCCACAACUUUGGAAGUAUGCUUGGGAUCAUUGUCCAUUUGGAAGACCAUUUGCGACCAAACUUUAACUUCCUGACUGAUGAGAUGUUGCUUCAAUAUAUCCACAUAAUUUUCCUUCCUCAUGAUGCCAUCUAUUUUGUGAAGUGCACCAGUCCCUCCUGCAGCAAAGCACCCCCACAGCAUGAUGCUGCCACCCCCUGUGCUUCACGGUUGGGAUGGUGUUCUUCGGCUUGCAAGCGACCCCUUUUUUCCUCCAAACAUAACGAUGGUCAUUAUGGGCAAACGGUUCUAUUUUUGUUUCAUCAGACCAGAGGACAUUUCUCCAAAAAGUACGAUCUUUGUCCCCAUGUGCAGUUGCAAACCGUAGUCUGGCUUUUUUAUGGCAGUUUUGGAGCAGUGGCUUCUUCCUUGCUGAGCGGCCUUUCAGGCCUUUCAGGUUGUCGAUAUAGGACUCGUUUUACUGUGGAUAUAGAUACUUUUGUACCUGUGUCCUCCAGCAUCUUCACAAGGUCCUUUGCUGUUCUGGGAUUGAUUUGCACGUUUUGCACCAAAGUACGUUCAUCUCUAGGAGACAGAACGCGUCUCCUUCCUGAGCGGUAUGAUGGCUGUGUGGUCCCAUGGUGUUUAUACUUGCGUACUAUUGUUUGUACAGAUGAACGUGGUACCUUCAGACGUUUGGAAAUUGCUCCCAAGGAUGAACCAGACUUGUGGAGGUCUACACAUUUUUUUCUGAGGUCUUGGCUGAUUUCUUUUCAUUUCCCAUUUCCCAGGCACUGAGUUUGAAGGUAGGCCUUGAAAUACAUCCACAGGUACACCUCCAAUUGACUCAAAUUAUGUAAAUUAGCCUAUUAGAAGCUUCUAAAGCCAUGACAUCCUUUUCUGGAAUUUUCCAAGCUGUUUAAAGGCACAAUCAACUUAGUGUAUGUAAACUUCUGACCCACUGGAAUUGUGAUUCAGUGAAUUAUAAGUGAAAUAAUUUGUCUGUAAACAAUUGUUGGAAAAAUUACUUUCGUCAUGCACAAAGUAGAUGUCCUAACCGACUUGCCAAAACUAUAGUUUGUUAACAAGAAAUGUGUGGAGUGGUUGAAAAAUGAGUUUUAAUGAUUCCAACCUAAGUGUAUGUAAACUUCUGACUUCAACUAUAUAUAGUGCAUGAAAGUUACUAGCUACACAGGCUACAAUGGCGUUCUAUGAAACCUGUACACACGUUGCACUAUGUAACUAACAUUAUAGUAAUAACUACACAUUCUAGCUAUAACAAUAAAACCAGUAAUCAAUACAAAUAUCGCUACUUACAAGUAAUGUCCAACAGCAAUAAGGCCUCCCUUGCUUGCUCGAAUGAGUCUUCCACCAAAACAAGUCCACCUGCUGAAAAGCAACUAGCCAUGUUUUGUUGGGGUCCAAGCAUUUUGGUGGGGGAUGGGCAGUGCUGGCUAUGUAUAUGUGACCCAAAAACCAUCAGGAUAGACGGAAUGAAAAAUACCUAUUCAAUUGUUUACUAGAUCGAUACAAAAGCGCAGCGCGCCAGUGGGUCAUGUGUGCCUUGCAUACAAGCCACCCUCAACACUGUUGUCUGAGGCACGUGCUGAGUCACUGCGUAGGGAUGGAUACGCAUACAUGCUGUGUCGUGAUACUUCAACCGAAUAGGACAUACAUUGUUGGAAAUCUGAAAGACUGUAGAAACCGAAUAUGCAUAGGUGCUGCUCAGAAUAUUUGCUCAUCUUUCCCAGAAAUCAAUUUUAUGAGUAGCCAAAACGUCCCACGUUAGCAUUAGCCAUUUUGGACUAUGCGAAUGAGGACAUUCCAGUACAUCUGAAAGGAUUAUCAAAAGAUCAUCAUGGAUCAAUUACAUAACAGCCAAAGCUUCAAUAAAAGGUAAGUCAUGUUUUUUAACCAAUGGUUUAUUGGAAAAUGUAUUGUUGUGAUCAACCCGGAUGUGCAUGGGUUUCAAUGGCUGACAUGUAAGCAGGGAAAAUAUAUAAUAUAGAUUUUUUUAAAUUGAAACUUUUGAAAGUUUGUGUAUUGGAAAAGGAGUUCUCAAAGUAGAUUUCUCAGUUUUGGUGCAAUUUUUACAUGUAGGUGUGAGGGAGACUGAGGGGCCCUGCUGACAGCUUGCGAUUUAUGGCCCUGUGUUGGAGGGGAGAGAGGCUGAUAAAGAUUUCAACUGGUGAUUUGGCUAUCUGAGGGCCUGUUUGACAUCGACACACCAGAUUUUCAGCUUUUGGCCAUUCGACUGCAGGAAAAGGUUUUAAAAGACCUUCGCUUAAAAAAACUAAAAAAAGUGGUAAUAGUACAGUUUGUCCAUCUUGAGACGCCGUAGCCAGUAUACACGUCCUCAAAAUAGUCAUAAUUAAGAUUACUCAAGAAAUCUGUCAUUAAUUGAAGUUUUUGCAGAGGAAAUCUUAGUUGCACAUCUAACUACGAUGUUUGGUGCAGUAUUUCUCAAAUGAAAAAAUGUGCAUGAAACCGAGUAGUCUCUUGUUAAAUGACAACAAACACAAGAGGGAACUUCAUUGAAGAAUCCCUACUGUUGACCAAUCACCGACGAAGGGGCGUUGACUUUGCCUACCGAACUUCGGCUUGCCUCUGAACAUUUUUUGAAGACCAAACGAACAAAAACAUCACAACAUGUCGUCAUAAUAUAUGCACGAACUGUUUCGGAUGGGAAGCAUGCAGACACCUUUUAUAGGGCAGGAAGAUGCUUUCCUGCUGAGUAGACUCCGCCCCUACGUGUGUGUGUGUGUGUGUGUAGGGGGUGGAGAGCCUUCCCCUAAUGGCCCUUGCCAACCCUGGAGGAUGGGAGGAAGUGUGUGUGCCGUGCGUUUAAGGAAACAAAAGGCAUGCAUCUCUCUCUAUCUCUUGCAUGCCUCCUCUCUCUCACACACACCUCCACUAAGUCUCCUCCUGAAUAUUUCACACCACAAAGCUUUCCUUUUUAACUCCCUGAAUCCUCCCUCACAACAAACAUGGAGACCAGCUCACAAGAAUGGCAGUUGUAAAAGGCACGAUCUGAAAAUCGAGGACAGUUAUAAUUUUAUCUCUUGAUCUCAAUGACAUCACCAGCCAAUUCUAUAUUAACCCAAAAAAAGAUUUUGUGAGUGUAACGUUACUGUAUCUUAGCUAACAAUUAUUACAUACAUCUAUUAAUAGGGUUUGCGACACUUCCAGGAUCACAAGAUAGCUAGCUAGUGGCCUUGGAGGUUUCUCAGACGAUCUGAUGAGAAUCUAAGGAAGAUAUGCAACUUGUAACACAUUUUAACACUGAUUGUAAAAGCGCGUCCUUUUUUUGAGUAGCGGGAACGGUGCUCUGCUGCUAAAUAAAUAUAGGGGAAAGACUGAUUCUACAGGAGGGACUGAUAGUCAUAAUUCUGGUUAGGUUUUAGUCUGUAAUGGAGUUAUAACAGGAUUAUAACCUCAGUAGAAUGGCUGCUAGAUGUUUGUGUUAGUGUGCAGUUUGGAUGAGUCCAUUACAGAAGGGGGUGGUGGUCAGGUGGGUCGGUUAGGUGUUUUGGGGGAGUGUCAGAAACCAGCCCUAUUAAGAGUUUAUUUAUUUAUCUGGCCAUGCUGUCUGCACCUGGGGCUCACACAGAUAGAUGGAGAGGGAGGAGAAGGAAUACGAGUCCCCUGGGAGAGGAAAGGAGACCACAUCAUUGUAAUGUAGGGAGGCAGAGAGAGAGGGGGAAAUAUAUUUAUAGAGAAAGCAAUAGAGAGAGAAACAUGUACAGUAUUGAGAACAACACACUACUGUAGCACACAGUAGGAGAGAGAUGAGAUGGAGAUGGGGGAGAGGAAUAGAGGAGGGGGAUCUGAAAUAACAGUGUUGGCCGUGACAUUGUGGAGUGAUGGCAUGACACUGACACGCACACACAACCAUAUUCCUUGUAAGGGCAUGACAAGUCAAUAGUUAUCAGCUUUGACCUCAGAUGAUGCUUCGACCUUUGACCUUAAUGAUGUAAGCGUAAAUUAGUUUGGUACUAAAUGAACCGUUUUAUAUUUUUAUUUAAACCUGAAAUCACAUUGGAUUGGUUUGCGUUUUUUGUAGCAUUUCAGUAUGAGCUAUUGUAUGCGUGGACCAUGUGAUCAUGCUUACAUAAGGAGAAUAGAGUAAACAAGGAGAAGGCUAGGUGGGAUGACUAGCUGUAUGUCUGUCAUUGCUGGAUGGUUAGAGGCGAGCCUGAGUCUCUUCUUCAACAGAGCCAUUCCUGAUGGGUCAAUCUAAUUUGCUAGCUCUCUCCCCUCCUCCUCCCCGUGACUAACUUUCUUAGACUGCUCAUCUGUAGACCAGCACCACUCUGGAGAGAACAUAUAAGGCCCAAGGCAAAGCUAUACUAGUUGUACUUGUUUUCACGGAAAGAGAGGCUUUUCCUGACCUGUGUGGUGUGGGCUAAUCGCCUAAUUUGAAAAUGUGAGGAUCUGUACCUCUCUGUCUCCCUCUCGCUCCGUGUUUUUAUGAAUGAAUGCAUCACCAUUUGCUUUUGUCUCUGGCUCUCUCUCUCCCUCCCCCCCUCAGAUCGGUGUGAUGACGGUGACAGUGUUCCCAGUACGGUUGUUCUUUGCAGUGUUCCUCAUGUUGCUGGCCUGGCCCUUUGCUUUCACUGCCUGUCUGGGACGAUCUGAACUGGCCGUGGAGACCUGGUGGAGGAGGUGUGUGUGUGUGAGAGAGAAUUUAUUUAUAUAUAUAUAUACACACACAUACAGUGAGGGAAAAAAGUAUUUGAUCCCCUGCUGAUUUUGUACGUUUGCCCACUGACAAAUAAAUGAUCAGUCUAUAAUUUUAAUGGUAGGUUUAUUUGAACAGUGAGAGACAGAAUAACAACAAAAAAAUCCAGAAAAACGCAUGUCAAAAAUGUUAUAAAUUGAUUAGCAUUUUAAUGAGGGAAAUAAGUAUUUGACCCCUCUGCAAAACAUGACUUAGUACUUGGUGGCAAAACCCUUGUUGGCAAUCACAGAGGUCAGACGUUUCUUGUAGUUGGCCACCAGGUUUGCACACAUCUCAGGAGGGAUUUUGUUCCACUCCUCUUUGCAGAUCUUCUCCAAGUCAGGUUUCGAGGCUGACGUUUGGCAACUCAAACCUUCAGCUCCCUCCACAGAUUUUCUAUGGGAUUAAGGUCUGGAGACAGGCUAGGCCACUCCAGGACCUUAAUGUGCUUCUUCUUGAGCCACUCCUUUGUUGCCUUGGCCGUGUGUUUUGGGUCAUUGUCAUGCUGGAAUACCCAUCCAUGACCCAUUUUCAAUGCCCUGGCUGAGGGAAAGAGGUUCUCACCCAAGAUUUGACGGUACAUGGCCCGUCCAUCGUCGCUUUGAUGCGGUGAAGUUGUUCUGUCCCCUUAGCAGAAAAACACCCCCAAAGCAUAAUGUUUCCACUUCCAUGUUUGACGGUGGGGAUGGUGUUCUUGGGGUCAUAGGCAGCAUUCCUCCUCCUCCAAACACGGCAAGUUGAGUUGAUGCCAAAGAGCUCGAUUUUGGUCUCAUCUGACCACAACACUUUCACCCAGUUCUCCUCUGAAUCAUUCAGAUGUUCAUUGGCAAACUUCAGACGGGCCUGUAUAUGUGCUUUCUUGAGCAGGGGGACCUUGCGGGCACUGCAGGAUUUCAGUCCUUCACGGCGUAGUGUGUUACCAAUUUGUUUUCUUGGUGACUAUGGUCCCAGCUGCCUUGAGAUCAUUGACAAGAUCCUCCCGUGUAGUUCUGGGCUGAUUCCUCACCGUUCUCAUGAUCAUUGCAACUCCACGAGGUGAGAUCUUGCAUGGAGCCCCAGGCCGAGGGAGAUUGACAGUUCUUUUGUGUUUCUUCCAUUUGCGAAUAAUCGCACCAACUGUUGUCACCUUCUCACCAAGCUGCUUGGCGAUGGUCUUGUAGCCCAUUCCAGCCUUGUGUAGGUCUACAAUGUUGUCCCUGACAUUCUUGGAGAGCUCUUUGGUCUUGGCCAUGGUGGAGAGUUUGGAAUCUGAUUGAUUGAUUGCUUCUCUGGACAGUUGUCUUUUAUACAGGUAACAAGCUGAGAUUAGGAGCACUCCCUUUAAGAGUGUGCUCCUAAUCUCAGCUCGUUACCUGUAUAAAAGACACCUGGGAGCCAGAAAUCUUUCUGAUUUGAGAAGGGGUCAAAUACUUAUUUCCCUCAUUAAAAUGCAAAUAAAUUUAUAACAUUUUUGAAAAGCGUUUUUCUUGAUUUUUUUGUUGUUAUUCUGUCUUUCACUGUUCAAACAAACCUACCAUUUAAAAUUAUAGACUGAUCAUUUAUUUGUCAGUGGGCAAACGUACAAAAUCAGCAGGGGAUCAAAUACUUUUUUCCCUCACUGUGUGUGUAUAUAUAUGUAUAUGUAUAUGUGUGUAUAUAUACUGCUCAAAAAAAUAAAGGGAACACUAAAAUAACACAUCCUAGAUCUGAAUGAAUGAAAUAAUCUUAUUAAAUACUUUUUUCUUUACAUAGUUGAAUGUGCUGACAACAAAAUCAACAAAAAUGAUCAAUGGAAAUCAAAUUUAUCAACCCAUGGAGGUCUGGAUUUGGAGUCCCCCUCAAAAUGAAAGUGAAAAACCACACUACAGGCUGAUCCAACUUUGAUGUAAUGUCCUUAAAACAAGUCAAAAUGAGGCUCAGUAGUGUGUGUGGCCUCCACGUGCCUGUAUGACCUCCCUACAACGCCUGGGCAUGCUCCUGAUGAGGUGGCGGAUGGUCUCCUGAGGGAUCUCCUCCCAGACCUGGACUAAAGCAUCUGCCAACUCCUGGACAGUCUGUGGUGCAACGUGGCGUUGGUGGAUGGAGUGAGACAUGAUGUCCCAGAUGUGCUCAAUUGGAUUCAGGUCUGGGGAACGGGCGGGCCAGUCCAUAGCAUCAAUGCCUUCCUCUUGCAGGAACUGCUGACACACUCCAGCCACAUGAGGUCUAGCAUUGUCUUGCAUUAGGAGGAACCCAGGGCCAACCACACCAGCAUAUGGUCUCACAAGGGGUCUGAGGAUCUCAUCUCGGUACCUAAUGGCAGUCAGGCUACCUCUGGCGAGCACAUGGAGGGCUGUGCGGCCCCCCAAAGAAAUGCCACCCCACACCAUGACUGACCCACCGCCAAACCGGUCAUGCUGGAGGAUGUUGCAGGCAGCAGAACGUUCUCCACGGCGUCUCCAGACUCUGUCACGUCUGUCACAUGUGCUCAGUGUGAUUCUGCUUUCAUCUGUGAAGAGCACAGGGCGCCAGUGGCGAAUUUGCCAAUCUUGGUGUUCUCUGGCAAAUGCCAACGUCCUGCACGGUGUUGGGCUGUAAGCACAACCCCCACCUGUGGACGUCGGGCCCUCAUACCACCCUCAUGGAGUCUGUUUCUGAAUGUUUGAGCAGACACAUGCACAUUUGUGGCCUGCUGGAGGUCAUUUUGCAGGGCUCUGGCAGUGCUCCUCCUUGCACAAAGGCGGAGGUAGCAGUCCUGCUGCUGGGUUGUUGCCCUCCUACGGCCUCCUCCACGUCUCCUGAUGUACUGGCCUGUCUCCUGGUAGCGCCUCCAUGCUCUGGACACUACGCUGACAGACACAGCAAACCUUCUUGCCACAGCUCGCAUUGAUGUGCCAUCCUGGAUGAGCUGCACUACCUGAGCCACUUGUGUGGGUUGUAGACUCCGUCUCAUGCUACCACUAGAGUGAAAGCACCGCCAGCAUUCAAAAGUGACCAAAACAUCAGCCAGGAAGCAUAGGAACUGAGAAGUGGUCUGUGGUCACCACAUGCAAAACCAGUCCUUUAUUGGGGGUGUCUUGCUAAUUGCCUAUAAUUUCCACCUGUUGUCUAUUCCAUUUGCACAACGGCAUGUGAAAUGUAUUGUCAAUCAGUGUUGUUCCUAAGUGGACAGUUUGAUUUCACAGAAGUGUGAUUGACUUGGAGUUACAUUGUGUUGUUUAAGUGUUCCCUUUAUUUUUUUUAGCAGUAUAUAUAUAUAUAUAUAUAUAUAUAUAUAAUGAAUGACACACCUGAUAAUGACAUCACCACCUCUUGUGGAAGGUUUGGAUAUUGUCUUCAUUGUGUCAGGGCAAACACACACACACACGUGACAGGUCGUAAUUGCAUUCUUAAAGAGAUUCUCCGGUACUUUUAUAUACUUUUUAGCCAGUAGUUCUGAAAGUAUAACUCACGAGCCAAAAGUGGUCCCUGAAAAUUGCGUUCUACGUCACAUAUGUGCAGGUAUGUGAACCACAUCAUUGCUCUCUCUGCUGUUUGUUAAUCUCUGCUGUGCUCUCACUCAAAUGGUGAGGGGGCUGAAGCUCAUUGACACAUCCAGCCCAAAGUGGGAGGUAAAAAAUAUAUAUACUUAGUAGUCGCCAAAGUUCCAGAGCAUGUCUUUAAUUGACUUACCUGUAUAAAUAGAAAAUAAACAGACCCACCCUCACCCGUCUGUCUCUCUCUCUCCUACAGGAUCUGUGACAUAGCCCUGAGGGUGAUCAUGCGUGCCAUGUGGUUCUGUGGAGGGUUCCAUUGGGUGACGGUGAAAGGGGAACCGGCCCCGCCCUCGCAGGCGCCCAUCCUCACCCUGGCCCCUCACUCGUCCUACUUCGACGCCAUCCCCAUCACCAUGACCAUGGCCUCUAUCGUCAUGAAGACCGAGAGCAAGAACAUCCCUGUAUGGGGCAGUGAGUAGUCGUCUUCAUCCCUCUGUCAUCUUCAUUCAAUAUUAGGAAGAGGAAGACAAUGGGUCUUCCUCACCUCUCUCUCUCUUUCUCUGUCUCUUCCUCAUUUGUCAGACUUUUUUGGUCUUUCUCAUUGUCUAGGGAAGUGUGUACUGUAGUCUUCAUCUUCAUUCUCUCUCUGGUACCAUAGUCUUCCUCAUUUCUCUCUGUCUCUGUCAAGGGCGUUGAGAACCAUAGUCUUCGGAUAGAUACUGACUGAUGUGUGUUAGUGAGGUUAUCAGACUGGACAUGAAGGGGGGAGGGGAGUGAAUGGGUAGGGAGGUGGUGAGGCCAGGUGUAAAUUAUUAGCAUAUUCUCGUUAUCUCGUUAUCUCAUUAUAACAUUAUUAUUAGUCGUCAUGCUAAUCACUAAUCUCUCGAUCAUCCCUAUAUUUCCCUCCCUCUCUCUCCCCCUUCCCCCACCUCCCCUUCUCUCCCCACUGUCUUUCCCUCAUCUCCUCCCUCCCUCUCUCCCCCUUCCCCCACCUCCCCUUCUCUCCCCACUGUCUUUCCCUCAUCCCCUCCCCCUUCUGUCUCUCCCUCCCCCUGCCCCACCAGCUCUGAUAAAGUUCAUAAGGCCAGUGUUCGUGUCGCGGUCGGACCAGGAUUCUCGUCGGAAGACGGUCGAGGAGAUCAAACGCAGAGCCCAUGCUGGAGGGAAGUGGCCUCAG